AUGUCGGGAGCUGGAAACAGAGAACAGGUGUUCCCCACACGGAUGACGUUAGGGUUAAUGAAGGUUAAAUUGAAGGGAGCACAACAGGGCCAUUCAUUAUUGAAGAGGAAAUCUGAAGCCUUAACUCAACGGUUCAGAGACAUCACGCAGCGGAUCGACGACGCCAAAAGAAAGAUGGGUAGAGUCAUGCAAGUUGCGGCCUUCUCAUUGGCCGAGGUCCAAUACGCUACCGGAGACAACAUCGGUUAUCAAGUGCAAGAGUCUGUUCAGAACGCACGGUUCCAAGUGAGAGCCAAACAAGAGAAUGUCUCGGGUGUUUAUUUACCCACUUUCGACAGCUUUAUUAACGAGGAUAUCAACGACUUCAAGAUGACCGGUUUGGGUCGUGGGGGACAGCAAGUUCAACGAGCCAAAUUGGUGUACACCAAAGCUGUAGAGACGUUGGUGGAAUUGGCUUCGUUGCAAACGGCCUUUAUAAUAUUGGACGAAGUGAUUAAGGUCACCAACAGACGUGUCAAUGCCAUUGAGCACGUGGUGAUCCCCAGAACAGAGAACACCAUUGCAUACAUCAAUUCUGAAUUGGAUGAGUUGGACAGAGAAGAGUUUUAUAGGUUGAAGAAGGUGCAGGAGAAGAAGCAAGAGGCUGUUGCUGCUGCUGAGUUGGAAGAGAAGGAGAAGAAGGAAAAGACCAAUGCGGUUAGGGUAACCAAGAACCAAGCUGAGGGAGACAUUGUCGCAGAGGUUUCUGAAUUGGCUGCUGGAGAUGAUUCAGGUAACAUUUUAAAGGAAUCUGAAGAUGACAUUAUCUUCUAG
Molecule: messenger RNA, 813 nt
Organism: Lizanozyma spartinae
Lineage: Eukaryota; Fungi; Ascomycota; Pichiomycetes; Serinales; Debaryomycetaceae
Gene: VMA8
Product: H(+)-transporting V1 sector ATPase subunit D
Exons: 1
Coding region: 1-813 (270 amino acids)
Biological process (GO): vacuolar acidification
Cellular component (GO): fungal-type vacuole membrane; vacuolar proton-transporting V-type ATPase complex
Molecular function (GO): proton-transporting ATPase activity, rotational mechanism
Source: RefSeq, a predicted model, not a curated record